Messenger RNA from Hippocampus comes (tiger tail seahorse), 2548 nucleotides. RefSeq names its product discs, large (Drosophila) homolog-associated protein 5 (gene dlgap5). Gene Ontology annotation, cellular component: nucleus; spindle pole centrosome; cytoplasm. The coding region runs from base 139 to 2448 and encodes 769 amino acids. Gene Ontology annotation, molecular function: microtubule binding. Lineage: Eukaryota; Metazoa; Chordata; Actinopteri; Syngnathiformes; Syngnathidae. The transcript is spliced from 18 exons. The record is from RefSeq and is a predicted model, not a curated record. Gene Ontology annotation, biological process: chromosome segregation; centrosome localization; kinetochore assembly.
UUGACGUCAAGCCAAUCACAUCGUAAGACUAAAUUCAAAUAGUCAACCCUUCAUGUUCGCUUGAGGUAGUAGCUGGGCGUGUACUGCGAUUAUUUUCAAAUUGUUUUUCUCUUUCUAACCAAAAGGCGUAUCAUCACCAUGGAUUGCCAGUUUUCUUAUUUGCGCCGCCGGGACAGCAGUGUGGCCAUGCUGAGGGUGAAAAUGUCCCGCAGAAUCAGUCAGAACCAGAAGGAGAAUCGAGGGCGGGCUGUGGAUGCACGAAGGCAGCUGGACAAUCUCACAGAGCAGGAAACUAAUCUGGAUAACUCUGCUGUGACCAACACGCCACCAAUGAAAGAUGUCACAAACGUCAAGGAAAAAUCUGCCAAAAACAAGGCCUUAGAAGAGAAGCUGAAACAGCUUGCUCGCUGGAAAGAGAGAAAGGCCCUUCAGAAAGAGAAAGAAAAGCAAGAGAGGGAACGGAAGGGAGUGUUUAAGACUGGCCUGUAUCAUCCAAAAGACACUGUUUUCUCCUGGCCUGCGGUACCGGCGGCCUCAAAAGCAAAAGAGACCAAAACGAACGCGGCUCCAUCACAAAUCAGCAGAGUCACCCGUUCAAUGAAACAACAGCAGCAGCAGCAAUUGCAGAAGCCUCUGAAGACGCUCCGUUCAAAUACGGCAGCAAAGAAAGAUCCACCUGCUCCUCAGACAUCAACCAGGGCCAUUUCUGUCAAAGCAGCGUCAGGUUUGGAUAAAAAAAAAAAAAUAGAAAUUUGUGCCGUGGGGACCGUUGGAAGAGGACACUCGACCAGAUCGGCCAACAGGACUGUGACAGCGCCCCCUGCAGUCCAAAACCAAACAAAGGACACAUUGCCAGAUCAGAGAAUCACAAGGAGAAGAGCCAUUGUUUCCCCUUCGCCACGGGCCUCUGCGAGCCAAAGGAACUGCACAGCCGACGACAACCCGGCCGAACAUCCUCUUGUGACCCAACAGGAUAAUCCGGCGCCAGAGGAGGAAUUUGAGAAACUCAAAUUGACGACUCGCUCUGAGGAGGAGACCGCAGCGGUGGACAAAGGACGAGUCGAGCCGCCCUCGUUCGCUCCCGAGGGCUUUGUGUUCCAGGCUCCCGCCGGCUUGGAAGCCUUCUCUUUUGUGCCUCUCACGCCUCGCUCGGCUGAUCGCUUCCUCGCGCCGAUGUCCGCGUCGCCGUACUUGACGCGCUCACAAGCCAAACUCGAACGCGAACGUCAGGCUGCGCCACGCCGAUCCUCUCCGCGCCGCUCUCCUCCUCCUCCUCCUCCUCUUCCUCUCACGGCGGGUUCUCCGAUGCCGAGCGGCCCCCUUCACCCAAAGCACGAUGUGCCAUACUUCAGGUCACAGCUGGCCAACGAGUCGGACAGAUUGACAUCUUUGUGUGAUCAGUGGCAGACAAGAGGGGAAGACGAGUCCAUCCCUGAGGAAAUGCGAGGCCGCGUGCGUACAACGGUGGGCCAGGCCAGGCUGCUCAUGAAAGAGCGUUUCAACCAGUUUAGCGGCCUGGUGGACGACUGCGAGCUGCGCCGAGGGGCGAAGCUCACCACCUGCAGCGACCUGGAAGGCUUUUGGGACAUGGUUUACUUCCAGGUGGAAGACGUUCACAGGAAGUUUGACGCCCUCAAAGAAGCGGAGGCGCGAAACUGGCUGGAAGAACCCAAACCGCCGUCACCCCGACAGAAGAAAACGGUCAAGAAACCCGCACCAGCGCCUGCCAAGCCAACAGGAAGCAACGCGGGGGCCAGGUCCGGCCUGGCAGCGGUGAAAGCGGCCAUGAGAGCCCAAAAGAAGGCGGCCGAGGCCGCAAAGGCCGCAGGUGACGCCACUGACGGCGAGCCCCGCCCGUCCUCUCGAGGAGCGCCGCGUCGGUCUGACGUGGUGGUUUUUGAUGGGGGCUUCUUCUGUGUGGAGAGCCCAGCCAAGACUCCCGGUGGCGUGAGGCGAUCCAGCCGCCUGGGUGCCGCGGCGCCGCCCUACGCCUCGCCCCUCACCAACCACUCGACUCCAAGAAGGGCCAGUCGUCGCUCCCUCGCAUUGGGGCAGACCGUCAGAAGCCCCGCCCAGUCCAAGGGCACUCGGACCCCCCUCUGCCGCCCUGGCCACCGAAGCUCCAGAUGUUCCCCGGAGCCGCUGCCCGCCACCUCUCUGCCCUUCCAAAGAGAAAAUGCUGACGCCCCCGCUCCUUUCUCCCUUCUUGUGGAUGCAGCUUUGGGCGGGGGGCAGCUGGAAGCGGCCGCCAGAGCUCAAUCUGAGCAUCUGACUCUGCAGGAAGACGUUUUGCUCACUGUCACCAAAGAACCUUCUCCAUUAACCCCACAGCCACCACAGGCUGAGACAGCAGAGGCGUCCUUGUUUCUAUUCACGCCGAACCCCAAGGACAGGAUCCGGCAGUCUGUUUGCCCCAGUGACCUCAUGUACUUCACGCCGCCACUGUAACUAUGAAUCUCUCCUUUCAGAAAAAUAUUUGCCGUUUUAUUUUUGAAAAUAUUGUAACUCGUUUGAUGAUUUACCCUCAAUAAAAUUGUAGUCAAAAAAA